UACGCAGUACUAUUUUAUACCUAUUAUUAACGAUUUGUUUUUCCAUAGUAGAAAGUGAAGCAGGAAGCCUCUGGAUUUGAUAUUUAGGAUUUUCUAUUCUCGUUGUCAUAUAACUAAGAAUUAUACCUGCCGGAACCGGCCAACUUCAAAUAACAGAUUGUCUGUGAAGUGUCAUGUGUCAAAUGGUGCUAAACAUCAAAUUUCUUGAGUUUUGGUUUACAAAAAUACAUUUUCUAUUUUUGUGAUUUACGAGAACUUGCCAGAAAAUUCACUGACACAAGGUAUAUAAAAGCAGUGCCAAUCAAGAUUCGUUAAAGUGCAAAUAUUAAAUAAGUAUCAAAUAUCUGACAAUAAUGAUAGAUCUUACUGAAGCAGAAAGUUUUAAAAAUAAAGGCAAUGAAGCCUUUAAGUCUGAGAAAUACGAAGAGGCCGUGUCCCUAUAUAGUAAGGCAAUCAAUAUAUCUCAGAAAGACACACGUGAGUACGCUACAUAUUUAAAGAAUCGUGCAGCAGCUUACCUCAAAUUGAAAGAAUACAGCAAAGUAAUAAAAGAUUGUGAUGAAGCUUUAUUAAUUACUCCUGAAGAUCCGAAAGCUUUAUUCCGACGCUCUCAAGCAUUAGAAAAUUUAGAAAGAUUUGAGGAGGCUUACAGAGAUGCUAAAACAAUAUUCACUGUCGAUCCCAGUAAUAAAGCUGUCCAACCUGUGCUGUCCAGAUUAUAUGCAAUUGUUCAAGAAAGAGUCAAGAAUGCAGCACAAACAUCUUCUAAAGUGGAACAGAUGUUUAAACUUGUGUUUGAAAUAAGUGAAGACAAAGAAAAACGUGAAAAGGCUAUUGUUAACCUACUUGUAUUGGCUAAAGAAAAUACUGGUGCAGAAGAGAUGAUGAAAAGUGGUGUUGUCAACAAAAUACAACAACUUGUGAAAUUUGAGAAAAACAUGGAUAUAUAUGUCAAUGCUAUAAGGGUGAUUGGCCAACUCUGUAAACGAAGUGUAGACAGGACAAAAGAAAUUAUCAAGUUGGUUGGCAUCCCUUGGUUUUUAGAAAUCAUUGAUAGUGAUAGUGAAGCAAGGGUUAACGCUGCUCAAUAUUGCUUGCAAGUUAUUUUAAAUACAUUUUCAGGAAUGGAUACCAAAAAGGAUACCAAACCGGACCCUACAUUAUGUGAACAGUAUAAGAGUGAAAUUGAUACACUUUUAACAUGUUUGACAUAUUCUAUCACCAAUAGAGUUAUUACUGGUUUAGCUCGAGAUGCCAUUAUAGAACUGAUUAUGAGAAAUUGCCAUUUUAGUAGUCUAAAUUGGGCUGAAAGGUUUGUAGAAAUAAGAGGACUACACCGUUUGCUUGAGGUUUGCAGUGAAUUAGAAGAAUACAAAUAUGAGUCUGCAAUGAAUAUCACUGAGUCUUCCAGGACAGUAGCUGCUGCCUGUAUGGCUAGAAUAUAUGAGAAUAUGUAUUAUGAGCAGGCAAGAGAAAAGUUUCAUAGUCAAGUUGAUGAUUUUGUCAAGGAUAAGCUGUUGACUCCUGACUUGGAGUCCAAGGUAAGAGUAACAGUAGCUAUAACAUCACUCUUGCGUGGACCACUUGAUGUAGGUAACUAUAUUAUUUCAAAAGAAGGUAUUAUGGAGAUGAUUUUAGUCAUGGCCCAAACUGAUGAUCCGUUACAGCAGAAAGUUGCUUGUGAGUGCUUGGUAGCUGCUGCGUCAAAGAAAGACAAAGCCAGAACUAUCAUAAACAAGGGUGUUGAUAUAUUAAAAAGCUUAUAUGCAAGCAAAAAUGAUGCAGUUAGAGUCAGAGCAUUAGUAGGAUUGUGUAAAAUUGGAAGCUUUGGUGGUGAUGAUGCAUCUAUUCGUCCUUUUGCUGAUGGAUCAACUAAAAAAUUAGCUGAAGCCUGUACAAAAUUUUUGGUCAAUCCAGCUAAAGAUAAAGAUAUGAGAAAAUGGGCAGCAGAAGGGCUUUCUUAUCUAACUUUGGAUGCAGAUGUGAAGGAGAGUUUGGUCGACAAUAAAUUAGCUAUCCAGUCUCUUAUUGAACUAGCAAAAUCUGGUGAUCAGUCCUGCUUAUAUGGUGUAGUGACUACAUUAGUUAAUUUGUGUAAUGCAUAUGAAAAACAAGAACUAAUGCCAGAAAUGUUAGAACUUGCAAAAUUUGCAAAACAUCAUAUACCAGAGCAGCAUGAAUUAGAUGAUCCAGAUUUUGUGAAUAAAAGGCUGACAAUUCUCUGUAAAGCGGGAGUGACAACUGGUUUAGUGGCAUUGGCCAAAACUGAAAGUCAUAAUUCAAGAGAGUUGAUUGCUAGAGUUUUCAAUGCCAUAUGCAGCUUACAAGAUUUAAGGGGUAUAGUAGUGCAACAGGGUGGUGCCAAAGUGCUUAUUCCUUUAGCUGUUGAAGGGACUAACAAUGGAAAGAAACAAGCUGCACAAGCUCUGGCUAGAAUUGGUAUUACAAUUAAUCCUGAAGUGGCAUUCCCAGGCCAAAGAAACUUAGAAGUUGUAAGACCUUUGAUAGCUUUGCUACAUCCUGAUUGUACUGCUUUAGAAAACUUUGAAGCUCUGAUGGCACUUUGUAAUUUAGCAGGAAUGAAUGAGACUACAAGAAACAGAAUAUUAAAGGAAGGUGGUUUAGCUAAAAUUGAACAUUAUUUGUACGAAGAUCAUGUUAUGCUGACAAGAGCUGCAGCACAAUGUAUAUGCAAUUUAGUUCAAUCUGAGGAGGUUGUUAAAGCUUUUGAAGGAAAUAAUGAUAAAACUAAAUAUUUGUAUUUACUCUGUCAGGAAGAAGAUGUUGACACAGUUAUGGCUGCUGCUGGUGCCCUUUGUGUUCUGACCUCCAUUAGUAAAGGUUGCUGUAGGAAGUUGCUUGAUCUGAAUUCAUGGGUUGAAUCAUUGAGAUGCUUGUUGGCAAAUCCAAAUAAUGAAAUUCAGUACAGAGGUGUAUACAUGCUUUAUAAUAUAAUAAACGGUGACAGAGACACAGCUGCAAAAAUAUUUGAAACUGAUGUAAUGGAAAUAUUAAUGGCUCUUACAAAAUUGGAUAAUCCUGAAAUAAAAAAAGCCCAAGAAUAUGCAGAGAAAUGUUUACAAACUGCUGAAAAUUUAGGAGUCAUUAGAAAGCCAGACGAAGGGGCACUAAGUGCUUCCAUACAGGAAGAACAGAUUAUCGAAGAAGAAGAAGACUGAAAGAUCAGUAUAAAACAUUCAUAAUAAUCGAUUAAAGAGUUUUACAAGGUAACCAAGUGUGUCUUAGUAUUAUAAGUGUAAGAACUAUAUUUAAUGUAUUUUACUUUAUUUUAUU
Molecule: messenger RNA, 3294 nt
Organism: Pararge aegeria (speckled wood butterfly)
Lineage: Eukaryota; Metazoa; Arthropoda; Insecta; Lepidoptera; Nymphalidae
Gene: unc-45
Product: protein unc-45 homolog B
Exons: 1
Coding region: 354-3179 (941 amino acids)
Molecular function (GO): Hsp90 protein binding
Source: RefSeq, a predicted model, not a curated record